AUGCAAUCCCACCUCACCAGACGCGUCUUUCGUGCCAUUCUCAAUAAUGAGCCGUUCCGUUUCUCUCAUUGUCGCGGUCGACUCUUGCAUUCGCUCCCUUCUCAUCGCGCCCGAAGGGUGUACCUACACGAGCGCGGCCAUGUCCAAAGACGAGGGUUCUUCGCAUUUCCCACACCUCCUCCUCCCGAUCAACAUCAGGCUAUAGCUCUGGAGACCGGACUCAAGCCGAUGAGCGACUUAGUAAGGUCCUUGCAGAACAGAAGCAGACCACCACCACAUGAUACCUUGUCUAAGGCUUUCCGGGAUUUCUUCAAGCCGCGGGUUGAAACGCCGGGUGUAAUAACCGGCUUUCACGGCAGGCUUCUUGUUGCAACAUGGAGGUAUUUGAAAGAACGACAGGAGGAGCUUGAUCCGAAGGACUGGGAAGCCGUUUUCUCCCGAGACAAUCUGGAAACGAUCCUUCACGUCCUGGCAGAAGCAACGUGCCUACCCGAGUCGCAUGAUGCCGUGCGGAAAGUGGCACGCUUCGCAUUUUUGGAAUUAUCCGCAGAUCGAGGAUCGGAUGCAGACGAUAUCGAUCGUCAGACACUCUUAGCAUAUAUCCGCGUUCUGUCCAUGAACGGCGACCCGGAGGAGGCCUAUCGCGUGACUAUCACAUUCCGGCGCAGGCUUCUCAAAUCCAAACCUUCGCCGUGGCUCUGGGUAAUGAAAGGCUUUGCUAUGAACCAUGACAGGCGACGGCUCUGGAGGACCGUAGAAGGAAUUGAGAAACACGGCGACAUAUUCGAUCAGGCCACCCACGAAGAGGUGACUAUGAUGCUUCUCCAGGAAGAUCUGGUGGAGGCCGCGAAGACAAUGUACGAAUGCCCCAUCUCCGGCGGUGGCGAACCGACGAUGGCCACGAAAUUAGCCAUGAUAAAAGCGUCGAUCAUGCAGUCCGAUCUGGAUUGGGCAAGGAACGUUCUCCAUUCACUUCCACCGACUCCUAAUGCAGACACGCGGGAUAUUCACUUGUUGUGGGAGGCGGCAUGUGGAAGCGGAGCUUCUGCUUUGGCUGAGAAACUGGAUACUUGGUCUGCUAAAGAUCCUCAGAUUCUACAGUCUCUUUCGAUCUCUUGCGUGAAUACUCUUAUAGAAUUCGCGAACGCCGUUGGUAAUCCGCAACUGGCCGCUGAUUUUGCUGCAUUGACAUCUCAAUGGGGCCUGCAGCCAGAUGUACAGACUGUGAUGCUACAAUUGGAGUCACGGAUCCAAGCUUCGGAUCUCAAGGGCACCUUGGAAUAUUUACGCGAGUUGGAAAACAGCGACUCGAUUGCUGACAUUAGUCUACCUCUGAUGGAUAAGCUGAUAACUAUGCUCUGUCUUUCCGAACAGGCCGAUCCUCUCUUCGACCUGAUCUCCACCCUGCUUGACCCUCUUAUCGACAAUAAUAUCCGUUUGGAGCCAGAUACCAUGGCAGCCCUGACUUUUAUGCUGCUGCGGCGGCGCGACUGGGAUGCCGUGUCCCAGCUGCUGCGACCACGUCUGGGGUCUUAUGAUAUGGAGGAGAGAACUCAGAUCCGCAAAUCCUUGACGAAAUUUAUCAUGGAUUUCAGCCAAAGCGAUGACGUUGCGUGGGAGGCAUAUAAUCUCCUGAAGGUAGCCUUCCCAGAGACCGGAGUUAGCGUCCGGACUGAUAUCAUGUGGUCCUUCUUCAGGCGCAACCGAAGCGACUUGGCAUGUUUGGUAUUUGGGCAUAUGCGACAGGCGGAGAGCUUUGCCCAACGUCCUAAGCCAGACACGUACAGGAGGUGUUUCUUGGGGAUCGCCAGAACGGCUGAUCGGGAGAAUCUGGAGCUGGUCCACAACAUGUUGAAGCUGGAUCUGGAGGUAGACCUGACCACCAGGGUCAGGAAUGCAUUGAUGCUCGCCUACGCAAGGUGCGAAAUGCCCGAGAAGGCCAUGGAGAUUUUCAAGGAAAUUCUUCGCUCCGAGGAAGGCCCUUCACGCCAUACCAUAACGAUCUUCUUCCGAGUGUGUGAGACGCACCCGAUGGGCGUGUCGGAAGCGAUCAAGAUGAUGCAGAAGGCCAAACUUCUCGAGAUCAAGAUAGAUCGUCGAAUGUACAAUGCAUACAUCAGGGCCCUGGCGGCUCAGAGCGAAUUCGACCGUGCCGUAGAGGCGAUCGAGAAGAUGCAAUCCGAAAUCGGUUUGGGGCCUACUAGGGCUACGAUCGGCCAAUUCUACAAUCUUAGUCCUCAUCAGCACAUAAAGGACCAGGUCGAAGCGUGGGCUAAACAAAGAUACCCCGAUCUAUGGGCCCAAUUGGAGACGUACAGUCGGACCGAAUACGAAGAUGGAUGGCGUAUUGAUGGCAUUGACGAUCAUAAUCCCGUGUAG
Molecule: messenger RNA, 2379 nt
Organism: Rasamsonia emersonii CBS 393.64
Lineage: Eukaryota; Fungi; Ascomycota; Eurotiomycetes; Eurotiales; Trichocomaceae
Product: CIA84-like protein
Exons: 2
Coding region: 1-2379 (792 amino acids)
Molecular function (GO): protein binding
Source: RefSeq, a predicted model, not a curated record